AUGAUGCUGGGCAUCAUGGCGGCGGAGGUGGUAGACAUACUCUCGAUGAAGGAAGUGAGCUCUCUUUGGACAUGUAUCCCCGCCAUCAUCACUGUCUUCACGGCCCUCACCAGCAGCAGUCGGGGCCACCGGCAGCCUCCCUGGUGGCGUGAUCUAGUGGGCAAGACGCAGAACUCCAAUGGGAGGAGAUCUAACGAUGCGUCUGCCGCCGCCGUUGGUGAGCAUGACGCAGUCGGGAGGCAUGAGUACGAGGCGCAGGCAGAGACCGAGGAGAAGAGGAUGGUUGAGCCUCUAAUGGGGGAAGUGACGUUCUUCAAUUAUCAAGUCAUUUUGCGAUUUCAAGAUGUAUUAUACUUACCUAUUGUUGGUUCCUUAUGCAGGAUGGCAAACAAAGGUAAUCCCGGAGCGAAGAGGAAGAAGAAGCAGGAGGCUGGCGGGCAGAAGAAUCAGGAAGCUGGAGGGGAGAAGAAGCAGGGGGCUGGCGGGAAGAAGAAGCCGACCCUGCACUGCUUGGCACUUGAGGAGGAGAGAGGAUGUAAAAAGUUCAAUGAAUAUAUGCAAGAACUGGCUAACAAGUCCCCUGGAAAAGAUAUAUGCGUGGUUGAGCCAUCUCGCGGGGAUACACAAACACCUGGUGAAGCACUGCUAAUUGAAGAGGCCCAGACAGCAAUCCUCAGACUUCCACGCACCCCUGUCCAUAGCUACGAGGAAGGCUGGUGCUUCAGCACAGUCAGCGAGAGCAAUACAGUCGUCACAAAUCAAGACAUUCCUAAGAUUCUGAAAGAUAAUCGGGUGAGAGCAACAGCGGAAACAGUUACCAAAUGCGUGACUGGUUUAGCUGAAAUGCUUAAGAGGGUUGUCAUGGAUUUGAGCCCAUCCUACCGACAGGAUCCUAAUAUCAACAAGGAGCUGCGUCACCUCCUUGGUUUGAUACGCAGAUACAAGUUCAGGGCAUGCACAUUUUUGAUCAAGUACCACGCAGCUACAGUUCCUCUAAUCAACAGACUGAUUCUCUUCAUUAUGAUCUAUGAUCAUACUGUAGAGAUUCUAAGGCGCACUGACCCUAAGGCGUAUAACACAGUAAUGACGAGUCUUGACUGCCCAGCAAAUUGGGACAAUCUUGUGAGAAGUAAUAACUUUCUUCUGAUGUACUACGACUGGUUUGAUCUUGCAAGAGCUCAAUAUCAGAGGUUUCCUGAGGUCAUGGUAUCAAUGCAGACGAGUUUGCAUUCGCUGGGGGAACUCCAAGCCUUGGGAACGCAAUAUCUGUUCCCUGCAAAGAUAAAAGUGACGCCCAAAGGGCCUGAAUCCUGA
Molecule: messenger RNA, 1314 nt
Organism: Triticum turgidum subsp. durum (durum wheat)
Lineage: Eukaryota; Viridiplantae; Streptophyta; Magnoliopsida; Poales; Poaceae
Source: the annotation of a GenBank genome assembly